Messenger RNA from Microstroma glucosiphilum, 3435 nucleotides. RefSeq lists its product as hypothetical. Gene Ontology annotation, molecular function: RNA polymerase II transcription regulatory region sequence-specific DNA binding. Gene Ontology annotation, biological process: regulation of mRNA 3'-end processing; transcription antitermination; DNA-templated transcription. Lineage: Eukaryota; Fungi; Basidiomycota; Exobasidiomycetes; Microstromatales; Microstromataceae. The record is from RefSeq and is a predicted model, not a curated record. Gene Ontology annotation, cellular component: nucleus. The transcript has 3 exons. The coding region runs from base 99 to 3296 and encodes 1065 amino acids.
AUUCUUUGGGGAUCCUCAAGGCGAGGAAUAUCAGAGCCGAGCCUCUUGCAAGAGUACGCAGCCGCCAACUUGAUCGAAGUAGUUCCCGUUGGAUGGACAUGGACGGUGGCAUGGUAGCGGUGGCUUCCGGCUCCACCCCGCCUGUCGAGUCGCUAAGGCGCGGGACAAGGAAUCGCCAGCCCACGAGGAAAGCAGAAGCGCUUGUUGUCGAGGCUAACGAAGCCAAAAGGGCUGGGAGCGCAUCAAGGGAGAGCGUGCGACGCUCACUAUCCCAGGCUCCCGAGGCGCAGGACCAGAAGGGCUCCAGCGCAUCGGAAGAGGAGGCUGAUUCUGACGGAGAGGAUGAGGAAGACGAGGACGGACUCACAGGUGACGAGCGCUACUGUAUAUGCCGCGGCAAAGAUGAUGGCUCACCAAUGGUCUGGUGUGGUGGAUGUGAUGAAUGGUACCAUUUCGGCUGCGUGGGAAUUACACAAGAGGUAGCAGAGAAGCUGGCAGAGUAUAUGUGUCAGUCGUGCUACAAGUCUACAGGUCGUGUUUCCAAAAACCUUGACGGAAGUGUAUCGGAAAUUUCACGAAAGGACGUCGACGCGGCCGUUGCCAAGGGAUCGAAGCGCAAGCCCUCCGUAUCUGCCGCGCACGAAGUCGACAGCAAGAAGCGAAAGCCGUCGCUACCGUCGGCGAGCGGCAGCCACGUCAAGAAGACUGGCUCAAGUGCUGGUGCCAAAUCGCCUCCUCUGACCAAGAGUGCCCAGCAGUCCAUCGUUCCUGCUUCGCCAACGUCUUCAUCCUCCACUGCCACCCAAAAUGAUGCAGUCCGUGCCCACGUAGUGUCUCGGUUCGCCACCAUCCUUGGCCCCAUUUUUGCAAUGGCCGUCGAUGCUGAAGCUGUUGACAAUAGCGAUCAGAUGGCCAAGGAGUAUGCGAAGCAGCUGGAGCAGGGAAUUUUCGAGGGCUUCGCCGAGUCUGUCGGUAGUAGCAGCGGAUCGAAGCGGGUGGCAGUGGCUGGGAAGGGGUACAAGGAUCGAUUCCGCACAUUAGACUUCAGUCUCCGUGACAAGGGCAAUGAUGAUCUCCACGCUCGCAUCACCUCCAAUGAGCUCACGGCAAAGGAGCUGGCAACGCUGCCGAGUGAACAAUUGGCCAAUGCAUCCAUCAGAGCCAGAACUGAAAAGGCGAGACAAGACAGUCUGCACCAGAGCAUCUUGAAGCAACAACUUGGCAGCGGACCGUUGAGGAAGAUGACGCACAAAGGAGAGGUGAUCAUCGAGCACGAGGACGCAGGACCUCUUAAUGAAUCGUUUUCGAGGGUGUCGAGGAUGCAUUCGCCAGCGCCGAAGCAGGAAGGUGAUAAAGAAGGCAAACAGACCGCGUCCGUGCGAAAGGAAGGCGAACGGGCUGGACCACCCUCCCCAACCUCCUCGGAGGACAGCAAGACGGCGGGAAGCCCAAUCGCAGCAAAGGCAACGGCGAUGCUCCCUCGAUCGUCCUCUGCUGGUAGUAGGCAGCGGACAACGUCCCAACCGACCAACUUCGACUUUUCCAAUGUUUGGUCUUCAACCGCUCAACAAGGCAGCUCUGAUCAGAAGGUCGCCGAGACCAAGGAUGGCAAAGGUGAAGAUGGUGAUGACGAAGUCGCCGCGGCAGGCGGAGAGGCGCAAGAAGAGUACGAGCCUGCCAAGGCAUCCGACGACUUCAUCGACAACUUCCUGCAAGGCAUUUCGUCCCCUCAAUUGGCCGCAAAGAGUUUGCCGGCUUCAGCUGCUGUAGAGCCGACCUCUACGACUCCGACCUCGACUCCUCCUCCUCCAGAGUCUCCUAUCCUUUGGCGAGGAGCCAUCCAUAUGCCUGACGAAGCCACCAUUAGUGGUACGGUCCGCCAAGUUGCCGGCACUCCUCUUCCUCUCGGUCCAGAAGUGACAUCGCAGCUUUUCCCAUCGUUGUGCUCCGUCAUUCAGGGCCGACUGCCCACCAAGACGGCAAGUGACUAUCUUCUUCAAUCCCGUGUCGCUUCCCGCACAGAGUUGAUUGUAUUGUCGAUGCAAAAGUCCUUUGAGGAAGAGGCGUGCAAGGCUGCUCCACAGCCGACUCCCUCCACCGAGGCUACUCACAAUGCCUCCUUCGACCAGAUGAUCAAUUACUUGAGCAGAAGAGGGAGAUAUGGUGUGAUCCUGCCGGCAGCUAGUGCCAGAGGUCAUGUGAUCAAAGACUUUUACGUUGCGCCAUUGCCCAAAGAUAGCCCUCUUCCGCCAUGGCUGGGAUUGAUGAAGCCUCGGGAAUUCGUUGGCAAGGAGAACAGCAGAGAGGAAGAUCUGAUGCUCCUCGUAGCCGUCGUAUUCAAGGGCACACUGACCAACAUGCGACCCAAGGCAGCCGGUCUACCACCUGCGCUCCCCGUCGAUUUCGCUGCGCCUCCUGCGGCAGGAUUGGCUGGUCUGCUCAGCGGCGGGUCAUCGGCUCUCCAAGACUUACUCAAGGCAGUGGGUGGAGGCGGAUCAGCCGUAGUCGGCGCGGUGCCUCCUGCGUCCUCCUCUUCCUCUUCCACUCCCACUCUUCCAGCGUCAGACCCAAGAUCUCGACGCCAGCUGCGCGUCCCAAGCGGUGACUCAUCCAGUGGAUCCGGCGCAGAACAGGGUCAGGCAGCAAACGUUGCGGCUGUUCUGAAUGCCCUCGAGUCGACUUCAGAUCUCAUGCCAUCCGAGACGUCAGCAUUGGCACAAGUACCCUCGGUGGAUAUUCAGAAUGUCUUGGAGGGUAAUCCAGGGCUACUGAGCUCACUAUUGCAAUCUCUCGGCGCUGGUGGUACUCCGUCCUCUGUUCCUUCCGCGAGUGAGCCUGCAGCGACUAAUGGCAACGCAGCGAGGCCACCGGGUCCACCGCCCGGCCCUCCUCCCGGCCCGCCCCCUACUGCCCCCGUCAUCGCAAUGAAUCCUUAUGCGGCAGGUCCAGGUCCAUAUGGAGAUGCUGGGGCCUCACAAUGGGAGCAGAGGCAAGGCAUGGCUCCUCCUCACUAUGAUCCGUACGGUCAGCAGCAGCCCCAGCAAGACCCAUACGCGCCGAUGCUGCCUGGCUGGGGGCCACAGCAGGCACCACCGACUUUGACUCAGACUGGCCCUCCGGGAUGGCCGCCUCAGCGCUCUCCUCUGCCUCCACCGCCUGGCCCCCCGCCCCAACAACCACCACAGCAGCACGGUUCGGCUUUUACUGGACCGAUGAGGGGCGAUGGACCGCCGAUCCGAGGAGGCAGCUUUGGCAAAGGCAAUCAAAAGAGGCGAAGGAGGAGAAGCAGGAGUUGAGCGGGGGGAAAUCGGAGAUCAUCUACCUGUCGUGUGUGUGUCAUUGAGCGUUUCACGUCCUUGUUCAAGUCGAGUCGUUCAGUUCGAGUCGUAUUGCAUUACAACCUCCGUCUAUUAGGCUUCUGAAAGAUCAAAUAUU